CAUCAGACCGUGUGUGUGAUGGAACAGUGUCUGCUGAUUUAACAGAGCAAAGAGCAACGAGAGAUCUGGAAAGAACCGCAGGACAACAGCGUCAUGAAGGUCCUCUCUGUGAUAUUCUUCACCUGUGUUCUCCAGAUUAACAGUCUGGAGAAAAGCCCAUCUAAACCUCCAACCAAUCCACCCCAACUCCCAAACCCCCCGGUGAACCCUCCCUGGGUAUCCAGGCCUGUAUCACAUACAACCCACAUGCCACAAACGGAGCAAAAACCUCAGACACCAAAAGUACCCAGUAUAGCAAAACCAGCAAACCCAAACCCUGACCAACCAGAGCAAAACCCAGGAAAAAUUGAACCCACUAAUAAACCACAUGUCAAUGAUGGUGUCCUGGGCCCACAGCAGUGCUUGGAGCAGAAAUACACACGCUUGUCUUGCGCAAAAGUCUUCUGCCCGCCGUGGAUGAGAUGUAUCUCGGGAGUGUGUGUGUGUAAGGUACCAUACAAGUGUCCGCGGCAGGAGUCCCGUGUUUGUACACUGGAUGGCUUGUCGUAUUACUCCAUGUGUCAGGCCAACGCCAUCUCCUGCAGAUCCAAGGAGCCAGUGUUCUCACACUUCAGUGCAACCUGCAAAGUGGGAGAUAAGGUUGAGGUAACGUUGGUUAAAUCUGAGGACUCUAAAGAUGUAAUUAUGAUACAAACUCCAGCUUCGGAAAAAAGGUUGGUAUGUGGCAAAUACUGGGAUAUGGCUGCUGCUAACGUUGUCUGCCAAAACCCUGGAAACGCUCCCAGCGGUGCAAAGCUGGCAUCCAAAAUGUCAUAUCGGUUACUUGAAAAAGCUAAAAAAUGGCCAAAUGAGUGUAUGAGUGUCCGCUGCACAGGGUCUGAACUCUCAUUGGCUGAGUGUUCGAUCGCUACACCAGAGCCAAUCACAGAAAAAACAGAAGUGGCUGUCGCAAACUGUUAUAAGGAGCCUCAUCAAGGUAAAUGUGAGGGCUUCACCUGUGUGAACGGGAGGUGUCUAAAGUAUAAAAACACCUGUAAUGGUGUUGAUGACUGUGGAGACAACAGUGAUGAGAUGUGCUGCCUGAGUUGUGGAAAUUCUGCAUUCCACUGUAAAUCGCACGUUUGUAUUCCGGAACACGCUGUCCGAGAUGGGAUCAGGGAUUGUCUGGGAGGAGAAGAUGAACUGGAAGUAACGGAGGACCCCAAAAAAGUAACGGAGGACCCCAAAAAAGGAAAAAACAAAACCAUUCAACAGUGGUAUUCGGACCCAAAAGAAGAGAUCAGAAACAUCCGCACGUCUUUAGAGAAACUGGAAUGUGGCAUUCCCAACAUGGACUACGUCUACCGGCCUGAGGAAAAGGUUCCUUCACAUCAGCGCAGUAAACGAUUAGUGGGAGGAGAAGAGGCCUUACCGACUCAAAUCCAGUGGCAGGUGGCGAUACAGGAGGACAAAGAGAUCCACUGCGGAGGGGCGUAUCUGGGUGGCUGCUGGGUUUUGACCGCCGCCCACUGCGUCAGACCCAAACCGAAGUCGUUCCGAAUCAAGAUUUCUCUGUGGGAGAAACAUAACCGGCAGUCGACGACAGACAGCAUUCCGGUGAAGAACAUUAUUAUUCAUCAUGAAUAUAACCCUCAAACAUACGAGAAUGACAUCGCUCUGGUGCAGCUGGAGUUACUGAAUCUCUCGGACCAGUGCAUACAGGAGAAUCCCGCCGUCCGCGCCGUUUGUGUGCCGUGGUCCACCCAACAGUUCCAACCAAACGACACCUGCACCAUCUCCGGCUGGGGGCGCAACAAAGAUGGGAAGUCAGCACCGAUUCUAAAAUGGGCAAAUGUGACGAUUAUCGCCGACUGCAAGACUUACUACAAAGGCCGCAUCCAUCCUGGAAUGGAGUGUGCAGGUGACCUGGAGGGGAAGGUGGACUCGUGUCAAGGUGACUCCGGUGGACCUCUGGUGUGUAAAGACGCUUCCGGAGUGUCGUAUGUUUGGGGUUUAGUGAGCUGGGGUGAUAAAUGUGGGGAACCCGAUCACCCUGGUGUUUACACUAAAGUGGCACAUUAUUUCGACUGGAUCCGCUUUAACACGGGCUGGCCAGCCGUUACCAAAUAUAACCAGUAAAGAUGCCACCACAGAUAAUCUCUCUCUCACCAGUUAUAACUGGUGCACAUUUGCUGGUUUGUGUCGCUAUCCCAGUCUGUACGUGCUUUUGAAAAAGUUUUGUUGUUAUUAAAAUGCAGAUGAGAACUCAUUUAUCUGGCAAUGUAAAAGCCUGUGUUGUU
Xyrauchen texanus (razorback sucker) is the source of this 2279-nucleotide messenger RNA. It is a transcript of the gene cfi, whose product is annotated as complement factor I. The record is from RefSeq and is a predicted model, not a curated record. Gene Ontology annotation, molecular function: serine-type endopeptidase activity; protein binding. Gene Ontology annotation, biological process: proteolysis. The transcript is spliced from 14 exons. Gene Ontology annotation, cellular component: membrane. Bases 94 to 2118 code for a protein of 674 amino acids. Lineage: Eukaryota; Metazoa; Chordata; Actinopteri; Cypriniformes; Catostomidae.